This is a messenger RNA of Mercenaria mercenaria, 1198 nucleotides long. RefSeq lists its product as uncharacterized. The record is from RefSeq and is a predicted model, not a curated record. The transcript is spliced from 5 exons. The coding region runs from base 281 to 610 and encodes 109 amino acids. NCBI's taxonomy places the organism in Eukaryota, Metazoa, Mollusca, Bivalvia, Venerida, Veneridae.
GAUUAUUUAAACUCUCUUGCCAAAAUAUAUUAAAAAGAGGCUAAGAAACACAAAUGUUUUCACUGUCAAAAUUUAUGUUGCUUCUUUUUAUGUAACGUUUUAACAGAUUACAACGGUAAGUGAUGGAUGGUUUCCGCUUUAUACCAUUGAGAUUGGUUCCCCGGUUCAGUUUGGCAAAUGCCGGAACAGAUUUGUUUUUGAUGGUCAAAAUGAGGAAUUCUUUAAGGAAGAUACUUGUUUCAUUAUAGAUAGCCAAACAUGUGAGACGUUCGUGGAGACUAUGAUUAUCACAGAGGACGAUUGUGGAAGAGUUCGACUCGUUAGUGUAAAUGGAACAAGUGAGGAAACCGCUUACAGUCAAGAUUUAAACAAAUACUUCUGGCGGGAAAUAUGCUAUGAUCAAAAUGAGGCUGGAGUGUGUGUAGGUGGAUACUUCAUUGACCUUGUGGUAAAAACCGACAGACGCAUCAUUACCGAGGAUGGCGAUUCCGUUGAUCUGACAUCAGUUCCUUGGGCUUCUAUAGCUGCAGAUCUAAAGACAGUUUUUGGAAGAGAUUUUAAAGAUCCGGAACUUCGGUUUGAAGAAAUUGGAAAGGGCUGUAUCUUCUAGAAAACCCACCACAUCUUCAACGUUUUCCUGGACUGUGCAUGAUGUUGUCUAUAUUGUGCUGAGUAAACUGGACAGGAAAUAUUUGUUUUAGUGUAAGGAUUAUCAAAUUCUUUAAUAUACGGAUAAAUACACUGCCUGCUUUUUUAAAACUUACUGACAGCUGAUAUAAGAAGAUUGCAAACAACAUCAUGUUUUUAAAACUACAUGCCUAUAUUUACUUAUUCUAAUUGAAAUAUACAUUAUGUGUGAAUACAUAAGAAAGUUUACUUUACAUCAGUUAAGUGAGGUUUUUGCAGUUAACACAAAAAGGAAGUAUAUCCAUUAAUUAUUUUGCGGUCCUCUGUAUUGAUGGUUCAACACAGAUGGACAUGAUGUUUACUGUUAUUGAUGAUGAACAAGUGCAAAUUAGCUUCACUUUAUAGUUUUUCAUCAAAAAUAUUGACAGGAAAGAACAUCAAAGCUUUAAUUGUAUCUUAAAUGUACUAACAUAUUUCUGGAUAUUAUAAAGGUACAUUUUAAGCUGAAAUACAGGCUAUAGGAUCAAAAUAGCUGAUACAUAUGAUAUCAAAGAAAAGUCAUUGAAGUUAU